Molecule: messenger RNA, 730 nt
Organism: Olea europaea var. sylvestris
Lineage: Eukaryota; Viridiplantae; Streptophyta; Magnoliopsida; Lamiales; Oleaceae
Exons: 3
Coding region: 23-481 (152 amino acids)
Source: RefSeq, a predicted model, not a curated record
GGAGGAGCCGGAGGAGGCCGGGAUGCCCGGGGUGGAGGUCGGGCCGGAGGUGCCGGAGGAGGCAGAGAUAGAGGAGGUGGAGGGAGGGACAGGGGUGGUCGAGGAGGUAGCGGAGGGGACAUCAGAGGUGGUAGUAGAGGGGGAUGAUCAGGUUGCGGAGGAUGAGAGGACGCCGAAAAUGACGGAUGACGAGGUAGUAUUCGUGUCCGAGGGGGCGACGGAGGUCCCGAAGGGUAAGAAGCGUGCUGCUGACGCGCCAGAGCUGAUGGUCGGUAAGAGAUCAAGAUUGCCGUCACAGUACGUCGUUUCUCCCUACACGGUCGAGGCGAAGAGAAGGGGAUUUGUGGAUGGGGCGUACCCCAAUCUUUUUCGCGACGUCGACCCAGUCAGACAGAAGGCGUUCGAUGAUUGGUUCAAAUCCCUUAAGUCCGAAGAUAGUUAUACCAUCGGCUGUAUGACCGUGCCCAAUGCUAAAAAGUGAUUUGAAGAUGUAUUGACGACCUCAGCUUGGCUCGCUGAUGAUCAUAUCGACUUGGCUAUGGAAUUGUUACGCGAUCGGGCGCAGAGAUACCCGAGAUCUUAUGACAGUCCUACUCGAGUUAUCUUGAGCGCUGAGUUCGCUCGUGUCGUAGAGAUUGAGCAUCAGGAGCUCCUAAGCAAGGGGAAUGAUUAUGUUCUGUUUGAGUACAUGCUGGAGUGGGUGAUUGGACUACAGUUGAGGUGCGGAAAG